This is a messenger RNA of Erigeron canadensis, 654 nucleotides long. Its product is annotated as protein DOG1-like 4. The transcript has a single exon. Bases 1 to 654 code for a protein of 217 amino acids. Gene Ontology annotation, molecular function: sequence-specific DNA binding. The record is from RefSeq and is a predicted model, not a curated record. Gene Ontology annotation, biological process: DNA-templated transcription. NCBI's taxonomy places the organism in Eukaryota, Viridiplantae, Streptophyta, Magnoliopsida, Asterales, Asteraceae.
AUGAAGAAAACACCAAUAGAAGAAAAAUUCUCAGAGUUCUACGAAAAGUGGGUAUCUCAACUAGAAGAAUAUCUUAAAUUUCUUGUCCAAGAUUACACUCAUCAAUCCGAUUAUGAAAACUUAAUAGCCAAACUCACUACCCAUCACAAGAAUUACUAUAGAUUCAAAUGGGCCGCGGCCCAUGAAGAUGUGUGCGCUUUUUUUACCCCCGUUUGGUUAACCCCUCUAGAAAACGCUUAUCUUUGGGUCACCGGUUGGAAGCCAUCCGCAGUGUUCCGGUUCGUCGAAACAUCGCGACGAACCGGGACUAUGCUGGCUGACUUAACCGAUGACCAGGUUAAGAAAAUAGAAGGGCUGAGAUUGAAAAUAAAGAAUGAAGAAGAAAAAGUUGAAAGAGAGAUGGAGAGACAACAAGUUGGGAUAGCUGAUAGAAGGAUGAUUGAGUUGCUAGAGAUGACUAGAUCAUGUGGCGGCGGUGAUGCGGUGGCGGUGAAAGGGUUGUUAAGUGGGUUGGAAAAUGUGAUGAAAAUGGGAGAUUGUGUGAGGUUAAAGACUUUGAAAGGAUUGUUGGAUUUAAUGAAUCCAAAACAGCAAGUUGAGUUGUUGGCUGCUCAGUCUAUGCUUCAUGUCCAGUUAAGAAAGUGGCCGGGGUAA